Molecule: messenger RNA, 3531 nt
Organism: Scomber japonicus (chub mackerel)
Lineage: Eukaryota; Metazoa; Chordata; Actinopteri; Scombriformes; Scombridae
Gene: praf2
Product: PRA1 domain family, member 2
Exons: 3
Coding region: 43-645 (200 amino acids)
Cellular component (GO): membrane
Source: RefSeq, a predicted model, not a curated record
GCACGCGCCUCGCUAGUAAAACGAGCGAGCGCGUAAUCCCCCAUGCGCCCGCCCCCCUUUUCCCCGCGCUGCAUUCUGGGAAAGCAAGUUUCUUAUCGUUUGGUAAAGAUGGCAGGCGUGCAGCCGCCACCCCUACGGAGCCUGGAUGAUUUCGUCCUGAGCUCGGCCCGGUUCGCCGUGCCCGACCUGCGUGACCUGGACCGCUGGAACAACCGCAUCAUUAACAACCUGCUGUACUACCAGAGCAAUUAUUUCCUGUCUGCGCUGGGCUUCCUCCUCCUAGUGGCGUAUUUCCAGCCCUUCCAGCUGUUGGUGGGGGCGAUGGUGGUCACCUUGUUGUUCCUUGGCUUUGUCUGGGCUGCUGAGAACCAAGCUCCAAUUCGCCGUUUCCGUAGAAACCACCCAGCGGCCUGUGUGUUGGCCAUUCUUUUGGUCAGCUACUUGUUGCUGUCAGUAGUGGGUGGCGUGGCCGUGUUCCUGUUCGGGAUAGCCUUCCCUAUACUGAUGGUUCUCGUCCACGCAUCGGUGAGACUUCGCAGCCUGAAGAACAAACUGGAGAACAAACUGGAGAGCAUUGGUCUGAAGAGGACACCCAUGGGACUCCUGUUAGAGGCCCUGGGACAGGAACAGGAGGCUGGUUCCUAGAGAGGAAAAAGAAGACUAGGAGGAGGAGGAAGAGGAGGUGUGCAGAAUAUGGUUGAAGGUGAAGAAAUGGAUGAGAGCAUUACUGCAGGGAAAGAGGAAGAAUUAUCAGAAUCAUUGGACAUGGGGGUUUGGGUUGUUUAAAAAGUAUUCAGAAGUCAGCAGUGAAGGAAAUGACAGAUUCUCUGGUCCAAUAGGAAACAGGCAGAUAACAAACAUACAUAGAAAUCAUCAUAACGAAUCAUCCCUGAUCUGUUUUUGCCAAACUUGCACUUUAAGCACGCAUUGUUUUGUUUGAUUUAUUUUGACAUGAUUUGUAGUAGCCAUACAUGUGUGGAGUGUUUUCCGCUUUCUGUUGAGCAUAUUCGCAUUUGAAUUAUUGUGUGUCUUUAUAUUAACUUGCAGUCUGCCUGUGUAAAUGAUUUAUACUCCACCCAGCACUUUUUAUCUAAAUAUUGAUCUGUGCUCCGUCUGCAUACAGUUGAAAUUAUGUGAGAAAAAGUUGAAGCAUAAAAAAAAAACUGAGUAAUCAUUGAAUGAGAAAGGUUCAAUAUUUUGAGCAUAAAGUUGCAAAGCUCAGUGACCAAAUGCCUACAUAUUACUUUUUAACAAUAUACAUAAUGUGUAUGUACUAUGUUUUGAAUUUAGGUGAUUUAAAUGCUUAAAUGAGGUGAAGUUAAAAGGAAAUCAGAGGUUUUAUAUGAAGAGCAAAGAACAAAUCUAAUCCGUUCCUUCUAAUAUACACACAAAUUCUUAAUGAAAGAUCUUUGUUCAGUUUAGAAGAGUCAAUACAGAAUGAACAGGAGCAGAAGUGAUGAACUGGUGCCAAAUCCCUGUUUUUAAACUAAUCCUUAAAGUUGCGGCAUUUCUCAGCAUGUAUGUAUUUAGAAUAACUACCUUCACCCACAGAGAUGCCCAUUACAGUCCUCCACUGCUGGUCCAAAGGCUCAGUCUUCAAGCGUUGGCUGUUGGUAGCAGCGCCACUGGAACAAAUGAAUAACUAAACUUAAUUCCUUUAUAACUGAAAUCCUUGUUCCCACGAAUAAGUACUAACCACUCGGGUUUGUUGGUUGUGGUGCCAACACUUGUGGCCGCUGUAUUUUUGCAAAUUCCUCCUUGUAAUUUUCUCUUUUUUUAGGGCGUGCUAGCGGAGUGACUCUAAGAAGGCAAAAUGUUGGUGUUUGGUUUGGUGAUCUCCUGACUUUUCAUCUAGCAUCACAGGGUCAACAUUUCAUUUUGUCCAAUACUUGGGUUUAUGGCAAAAUAUCUCCAAAAUUAAUGACAUUCCCAUUAGCUUUAGCUGUUCUUUUUUAUUAAUGCUUAGCAAGUUAGUAAGUGUUAAUGUGCUAAUUCACAAAACUAAGAGGGUGAAUAUGGAAAUUAUUAGACACACUGGCAUUUAGCAUUUAGCUCAAAUUACAGUUUCACAGAGUAAGGUAUGUGUAGCACUGGUUUAUGACAAAAUACUUUAAAAUAUUUUUAAACUAUAGACAUUCCCAUUAGCCUCAGCUGUACUUUGUUUUUAGCACUUAUUAGCAAAUGCUAGCAUGCUAACACACAAAACUAAGAGGGUGAAUAUGGAAAUUAUUAGAAACACUAGCUUGUAGCAUUUAGCUAAAAAAAAAAAAACUCUAAAAAGCCAAAGUACAGCCUUGCAUAGUUAGGUAUGUUUAGCACCAUCAUCAGGUAAUAAUUUGUCAGUACUUUGGUUUGUAACAAAAUACUUUAAAAUAUUUUUUGAAACUAAUGGCAUUCCCAUCAAUCUCAGCUGCACCUUGUGUCUAAUGCUAAUUAACAAACGUUAGUAUGCUAACACGCUUAACUGAGAUGGUGAACAUAGUUUCCAUUUGUUUACCAUAACAUCAGCCUGUUGCCGUUGUAAUUGUGAACAUGUUAGCAUGUUGAUAUUAGCAUUCAGCAUGCGCUGUUCUAAUUAUAGGCUCACAGAGUUAACAUGGCUCUAGACUCAUAGUUAUUUAUUAAUUAUUAUGAAUCCAUCAUACACAGUAUCUAAGUCCAGAAUGACCACCAACCAAAGCCCAUGUCCCCACUUCCAUUCCAUAAAUAUUAAUUUAUUAGAUUGUUCAGACCCUGCAGUAUGAAACAGCUAGCCCAGCAUUGCUUCAUGGUAUUACAGAUGGUUCCCUGUUUUGGAGAAAUGAUGUAGGACUAUUGUCUGAAGGAAAAUGAAUUAAAGGCACUCCUGUGAAACAUUUUAGAAAGCACUAACUAUGAAGGAAAGGUAUUUCAGCAGUUUUAUAGCAAAUUAUUUUGUAUGAGAAAAGCUGACAGUGAAGGUAUUUGAAUAAUUUAUUGUAUUGAUUUGUUCAGAAAAGUGUUCUCAACAUGUGUAGGUGGUGAAUGUUGAAAUUCCCAGCCUGUUGUUAAAAAGCUGUUUUUUCUCUCUGUAUUAUUUUCAUUCCCUGAAUAUUUUCACAGAUUCCUCCUGACCGCUGUUUUAAUCCAAGUUUGUAAAACUUGGCUGCAAAAAUAUUUCCUCCACUGUGACGUGCCAUUCUGUUCAAAUGCGGAGAAUGCCAAUUUUUGUGUUUGUUUGAAUUUUUCAUUAUUAAUCAUAUGGUUUACUAUUGCCCUGAAGAAACAAACUGCUCGAAAUGGACUGUGUAUGUGCCAUUGUACUUUUGAUAUUUGCCUUGUACAAUUAUGUUUUAGACAGUUAAUUGACAUUAUAAGCCUCAUGACAGUUGUUCAAGGACUCUUCAGCAGGAAACAUGAACAUGUGAGUCUUCUUUAACAUGUCUUCUCUACUCACUUGAGCAGCUUGCCCUACCACUGGUGGUUUGUCUCGACCUCCUAACCCUGCAUCCACACAAGUCAGGUUAACAACACUAUAUGUAAGCAGAAAUAAAUGCCUCAUGGUGUAAUCUG